CUUGGAUAUUUGAAAUUGAAAAAAAGACAAAAAAAAUUAAAAAUUUCAUUCUUCUUUUCUCUUGAAUUCUAUGAUUGAGAAUUAUGCAUUCAAUAGCUAUCAAUAACGAAGUUGCAGAAAAACGCAAUCGUAUACAUCCUAGUCCUUUAAUCAAACGGCCUAACUUAUCGAUUGAUACAGACACCAAAACUACUGCACUAAAGAAGAACGCAUUUCAGCAGUUUUUUUCUCCAAAAGACAAAUCUGUCACUGAUAUCAAAAGCAGCAGCUCACCUAAAAGGCCGCUCGAGAAUAUUAGAAAAUACAAAAGCUUACCAGCUCUUCCUGUUCAUGGAAAGAACUCACAGCAUCAUCAUUCGUCAUCUAUUAACUUGAAUUCGAUUCUGCCAAAGUUGACAGGUAGUCCAUUGUCAUCUAUCAGCAGUCAUGACAGUAGUACGGAAAAGCUCUCUGAAAAGAGUGACUCAGAAAGACCUAAAAUACAUAGCAGCAACAAUACUGGUAGUCAGGUCUUUAAAAAAUUUCAUAUGCCUCACUUCUCCAAGCGCACAAAUACAGCAUCGUUUAUUCAAGAUACCCUAUCCCAGUACCAACCAAUAAUACCUGAACCUAUCAUGCCUACAUUAGUGAAUUGGUCACCUGAAGUUCCUAUUUCACUACCACCUUGGGAACUUGACGAUAACAGUAAGCGACAUUCCAUUGCUUUUCAGCAAACAUCCGCUUUUGUAGAAGAACCCUCAGUAUUGGAAGAUCAUGAAUCAUUCUCUACUAUAGGGUCUCAUUCAGACUCAGAAAUCUUUGAUCACAACAAUAGAACAAGUCCCUCAACAACAGAAUCAUCCGAUGUCACUAGUCUCUCUACUCAAAGUUCUCAUGAUAUCAAUGAUACCUUUUCACUUCCAGUGAUUCGUCGUCGUUCGAGCUGCCCUAUUUUUGAUCGGUCUUCCUCUUCUUUUAGUUCAAGCUCAUCCAAAACAUUGGUAGAGAAUGAUAUUAUUGCCAUUACAGAAUUCCAUACUCGAAACAUGUCUAUUCUCAGAAGGUACCGACAUCCAGUUGAAAAGAAAUCAGCAUUUAAGCCAUGCCAAAGAGCGAAAGCAAGAGCAGCAGAAGCAGCAUCUAACGGUGAACUGAUGACACAUACAAACUCAUUUUUUGAUUCACUGUGUGAAGACACACUAAAAUACCUGUAUAUACCUAAUGUAUUUGAUCCUGUCACAAGAGAACCUAUUGUUGAGUUUGCAUUGAUCAAGCCUCGCAAAUAUCAACUUUAUCGCAAGACAAAUUGGAAGCGUGAAGCAAAAGCCAUCAUGACAUGGCAUCAUGUUUUAGAAGAGCGUUUACGUAACCUUUUGCCUUUUUUGACAGCUCCAGUCGAUAUGCCAAUGGAUAAAGCCGAACGAUCCCUGCUAACCCGAAAAUUUAUAUUACGAGAGUUUUUUUUGACAGAAGUCAAUUUCUGGAACCAAUUGUACUACACAAAAAUCGUAUUUUAUGAUUUCUUGAUUUUCGCUUUUGAGAAUGGCUCUCCGUUUACUAAACCAAGCCAUGCCGAUAUUUUUGCCAACCUUUUUGAUCUAAUGCAAUUCUCGGCGAAACUAAUAAACCGUAUCCGACAUCUUCAAAUCCGAAAUGUCCAAGAAUUUGAUCCUCGUACGAUUACUGAAGACGACAUUCAAAACAAUACCAAGGGGAUUGAAUGUAAUGCUUCUCGCCUAGGAAGAACUUUGGUGGAAAUGUCUGAAGAUCUUGUCGUCUUUUUGCGCUGUGCUAUAGACUACAGAGGCAAUCGAAAGCUAUUGGAUAGCAUCGAAGGCAACAAUAAAGCCUAUAGUAAAUUCCGACAGAAAUUAAGCUCUCGUAAAGAAACAAGCCAGUUCACUCUAAAAGACUAUUUAAUUAUUCCAAUUCAACGUGUUGCCCGAUACGGUUUAUUAUUAGCCGAUCUUUUGAAGCAUACCACGCCGACACAUCCUGACUAUUUGGAUCUGAUUAAAGCUUACCACAUUGUUACAAGCCUUGCUUCUGCUAUGGACUUAGCACAAAAGAAAAAGAAGGAAUAUUAAAACUUAAUUCUAAUUGUAAAUAUUUACCUCAAUUUAUUAUAUCCUACUGUUAAUUUCAAAUAAACCAAAUUCGAGAAAGAAAGCGUCUUUAUAACAUGC
Molecule: messenger RNA, 2165 nt
Organism: Gilbertella persicaria
Lineage: Eukaryota; Fungi; Mucoromycota; Mucoromycetes; Mucorales; Choanephoraceae
Product: Dbl homology domain-containing protein
Exons: 5
Coding region: 84-2066 (660 amino acids)
Biological process (GO): intracellular signal transduction
Molecular function (GO): guanyl-nucleotide exchange factor activity
Source: RefSeq, a predicted model, not a curated record